GUCCACGUCAGCCCCGUGAAGCCGUCCCGGGCGGAGGCUCAGGUGGACCACCGGUCGAGGUCGUUCGAGGCGGCGCGGCAACGGUCGGGGUCGCUCGAGCUGGCGCGGAACCUGAGCCCGCUGCCGGGCAUCGCUGCGAGUUUCCCCGGGAGUAUCUCCAGCGCCCAUGGUUCGUGCCGCCUCGACUCGGCGGCGACGUUGGCGCUUCCGUUCAAGGGGAACGGCAGGGCGGCGAGCGAAAUUGCCUUGGUGACCCUGAGCGCGGCUGUGCUCCUGAAGGGCCUGGCGCCCAGCUCUAGCCGCCGGAGCCUCAGCGAGCGGCGGGCGGCGAGGCGUCGGGGCCGAGAGAUCCUUCGCGGGCCCGACGGGCUCUGGUUCGUCUUCGGCGUGCGCGGCGGCCCGUUCGCCAGCGAGUAUUCGGGAGCCGAGGGCGUCCGCUUUGAAGACGGACAGCAUUGGCUGUUCGGCGCUGUCCUGGGCCACUGGGAGCUGAUCCCCCUGCGGGAUUCUGGACGCUUCCCUGGUGAGCUCGAUCAGCUCAUUGUGCGAAGAUCGUUGGCGGCACUGCGAGGAGUACGGCGCCACUCUGUAAAUGCUUCUCUGGUCUUGGCGUGGCUGGAUGCCAGUUGCACUCUGAGAUCGCUCAGGCACGCCGCUAAAGGCGCGAUCGCUUGGAGCAGGCUGUUCUCAGAGAGUGGGCGGUUCGAUCGUAUCGAAUUAAAGCGCAGCUUGAGAUUGAUCAGGUACGAGACCUUGCGCGCGGCCAGGGUCAGAGCAGACUGGACUGCCAUGCGCCUGACCAGACAACUAUUCCUCACAAUGAAUUGGAAUGAGGUUGACAUCUACCUGUAUGUUGAUUCCAGUCCGCAAGGCAGAGGCUGGGAGAUGCAAGCUGCCUCGUACCGUGUCCGCGUUGCAGGCCGAGAGUUUCUUUCCAGGAUGUUUGCCCCAGUUCUUCUUAUGAGAACUCAGCUUUCGGCACUUGCCAAGACUGCUGCGCUAUUGUGGCAGAUUCACUUGGUGUUUGGCGGCAAUGCAACUGUCAUGCGCAAAGUUCUCGAUCGCGUGCGUGGCGUGGUCUCCGAUAUGGGGACAGAAUACAUGGUCGCCAAAAUGAACGACUGUCUGCCUGAUUUUUAUCAGUGUCUUGGCGCCAAGUUUGUGCUUGCCAGGCGACAGCUGUUGUUGCCGCGUGCCAUUGUUAUUCCUGGCUGGAGGCACAAGGUGGAUAAUCUUACCAGGUGCGGCUGUAAUACCCUUGUGUGGUUCCCACGCUUUCUCGUGAGGAUCAAGGCGUUGGCGUCGCUCUUCAGAGAUGAGGCCAUCAAUUGCACUCGAUCUGGUUGCGUGCUAGGCUUUGCUUUCGAGCACGACCUGUCUAAGUUGAGGGCUGGGCUGAACGAGGCCAAUGCUUGGAUGGAGGGCAGGUUCGGCCCCGACCAGCAACUGUUGCGCCAAGCGGUGGCGAUGACGGUGCAGGGCCGAGUGCAGGUGGACAUAUUGACGGCGUGCUGA
This is a messenger RNA of Prorocentrum cordatum, 1515 nucleotides long. Lineage: Eukaryota; Dinophyceae; Prorocentrales; Prorocentraceae. The record is from the annotation of a GenBank genome assembly.